AUGACGACAACCACAGGUGAACCGUCGACUCUGAAGACGCCAGCCUCCCUGUCCGGCGGCGAUCUAGUCUCCCGUCUGUUGGCAGCGACGCCUCCUUACCUGUACAACGUGCCGUUGACACCUCACAGCUUCUUCUUCAGCGAGAUGCUGCGUUCGUUCGUCCAAGCGAAAGCGGAAGCUUCGUCGGUGGGCACGACGAGUAGCAGCGCGCCUAGGCGUCGGAAGAGAUCCUGGCGGGAUGCCCGUGAUCGUCCGUUGGAAUUAACCACCAAAGAGAGGCAACUCCAUCACCAUCAUCAUCAUCACCAGCAGCAGCAACAACAGCAACAACAACAGGAGAAGUAUUUUCACGCGCAACAAUCACAACAGACGGAGACACGUUUAGAGAACAGGAGCAAACCAACCGACGCGUACGAUCCCGAGAGCAAAAUGGCGGCGUUCGAGCAAAAACCGACGUUCGCCGGUGACAUAUUGAAAUCAACGGACGACACAAAGUCGGAUUUCAGUAAACACACCAAGAAUUACUUCGACGAACGGCCCCGUCACUUCGAGCCGUCUCAGCCUCCAGAAAACAUGUUCGCAACCGAGCUGCAAAAGGUUAAGCCGGAAGAGACGCACUCUGUCGAUCGUAAGACUUGUAGUUACACCGACAGAGGGCCGUACGACGAGCGCACGAAGAACUCGAUCGGUAAUCAAGAGCUGCCGAUGUUACCCGAUCAGAAGAAGCUCGAUUUCUCGAGAAACUUCCUACCCGGCCUACCCGCGAGAGGCUGCGACAUGCUGCAAGGCGUCAAAGGUUUCGGUCUGCCUGGAAAUGUGUCGAAUCCGGAAUUCUUGCCGAAUCCCCUUUGGUACCCGCCUUAUCCGAUGCCGCAGUCCUAUCCUGGUAUAGAUCCACUACAUUUCUUCAUCGAUCUCCGUGUCUCUGGACAUAUCUGGGAUCGGAAGCUCAGCGAGAGACAAUUACCGUUCAAGGGAAAGCACUGCUCGGCGUUCAGCGUGCCCCAGUCGAAGGAGUACAGCAGUAACAGGCCGUUGAAUCUGACCAGGGACGAGGCGGGCACGUCGAGGAGCAACGAGGAGAAUUCACAUGGCACCAAUUAUAUACUGAGACACCUGACCAGGACGUACAGGAACAUCAAUCAGACGCAGAAAGUGUCGAGGAGCGGAACGUCGACGGAGGAGACCGAGGAGAGCUCGAAGGAAGUUGAUAACACCGAUAGAUUCCCGAAACCGGAAACGCCUGGCGCCACGUCUUCGAGCCAAGAGGAAGGAAGGAAGGAUCUACGAGCUCUGAUCGGCCUCGAACUAGUCGUCGACUACGUGAAAGAGCCGAAGGGGGAUCCGUCGAACGAGCAGACAUCGCAAGUAACCGAAUAA
Molecule: messenger RNA, 1380 nt
Organism: Dufourea novaeangliae
Lineage: Eukaryota; Metazoa; Arthropoda; Insecta; Hymenoptera; Halictidae
Product: probable serine/threonine-protein kinase yakA
Exons: 2
Coding region: 1-1380 (459 amino acids)
Source: RefSeq, a predicted model, not a curated record